AUGGAAAAAUCUUGGAUGCUUGCCGAUAGGAGAAGUAAAGAGUAUGAAGAGGGAGUUGAAGAAUUUCUAAGGAUAGCAUUAGAAAAUGCUAUUGAUCAUGAACGCAUUCGUUGUCCAUGCCAGAAAUGUGGGAAUACAAGAGAGUUUACGAUUAGAGUAAUAAGGGAGCAUAUGUAUUUUAAUGAACCGCAGCCGGAACGUGAUUUUUUUGGUGAAACGGUUGACAUGUGCGAAGGUGCACAUGAACACUUCACUGAAAAUCCAGAGGAAUUUAAGAAGUUUGUGGAGGAAGCCGAGAAGCCUCUUUAUCGUGGGUGUUAUAAGCACACCAAGUUAUCAGGAUUGGUUAAGUUGUACAAUCUUAAAGCAAGGCAUGGCAUGACCAACAAUUGUUUUGCGGAUAUACUGAUCGAAGUUGGUGAUUUGCUCCCGAUCGGUCAAGAGCUACCCUUGUCUAUGUAUAAGGCAAAGAAGACGUUGAAUGCAUUGGAAUUGAAAUAUGAGAAGAUACAUGCAUGCUCUAAUGAUUGCAUUUUGUAUAGCAAGAAGUAUCAUGAUUUGACAAGCUGUCCUAAAUGUGGCCUUUCAAGAUGGAAGGUAGCGAGUAUUGAUCAAUUACACUUGACAAUAUUGUUUACAGGAGAGAUUCGUAUUUAA
This is a messenger RNA of Prunus armeniaca (apricot), 657 nucleotides long. The record is from the annotation of a GenBank genome assembly. NCBI's taxonomy places the organism in Eukaryota, Viridiplantae, Streptophyta, Magnoliopsida, Rosales, Rosaceae.